This is a messenger RNA of Carcharodon carcharias (great white shark), 1546 nucleotides long. It is a transcript of the gene gcat, whose product is annotated as glycine C-acetyltransferase. The transcript has 9 exons. The coding region runs from base 21 to 1301 and encodes 426 amino acids. The record is from RefSeq and is a predicted model, not a curated record. Gene Ontology annotation, biological process: biosynthetic process; L-threonine catabolic process. Gene Ontology annotation, molecular function: pyridoxal phosphate binding; glycine C-acetyltransferase activity. Lineage: Eukaryota; Metazoa; Chordata; Chondrichthyes; Lamniformes; Lamnidae.
UCACGUGCCCCGCCCCCUUGAUGAUGUCACUGUCCGCCAUGCUGUCCCGCUGUUUCUAUGCAGCCCGGGCUCCCGCUUGGGGCCGGAGUCUGACUCGGGCCCGGAGCGCCCUGGCCCAGCUCAACGCGCUGCUGGAGGCCGAGCUGGAGAGUAUCCGGGGGGCCGGUACCUGGAAAAACGAGAGAGUCAUCACCUCCAAACAGGGAGCGCACAUCAGCGUUCAGGGCAGCAGCGGAGCCAUUCUGAAUUUCUGUGCGAACAACUACCUGGGCCUGUCGAGUCACCCUGAGGUGAUACAGUCAGGAAUCGAAGCUUUGGAUCAGUAUGGAGCAGGGCUGAGCUCCGUCCGUUUCAUUUGUGGCACCCAGAAUCUGCACAAGAACUUAGAGGCCAAGCUCGCAAAGUUCCACCAGAGAGAGGAUGCCAUUCUGUAUGCCAGCUGUUUUGAUGCCAAUGCUGGGAUUUUUGAGGUCCUGUUAACCCCUGAAGAUGCCAUUCUCUCGGAUGAACUCAACCAUGCAUCGAUCAUUGAUGGAGUUCGGCUGUGCAAGGCCACCAAGUACCGCUUCAGACACCUGGACCUCAGUGACCUGGAGGCCAAGUUGAAGGAAACCCAGAAACACCGGAUGCGUCUGAUUGUUACCGAUGGCGUUUUCUCCAUGGAUGGUGAUGUGGCACCACUGAAAGAGAUUUGUGACCUGUCAGAGAAAUACAAUGCUCUGGUUUUCAUUGAUGAAUGCCACGCUACCGGAUUUAUAGGACCUAAUGGACGGGGCACGGAUGAGUUGCUGGGAGUGAUGGACCGAGUUCAUAUUGUAAACUCCACUCUCGGAAAGGCACUGGGUGGAGCAGCAGGUGGAUAUACCGCAGGACCUAAGGCUCUGAUUGCGCUACUGCGUCAGCGAUCCAGACCCUACCUCUUCUCCAAUACCCUGCCCCCUCCUGUGGUCGGUUGUGCCUCCAAAGCCCUCGACCUCCUGAUGGACAGUAACAUAAUCGCCCAAACUAUGACAUCAAAAACCAAAAGAUUCCGCAGUCAGAUGACGGCUGCAGGAUUCACCAUUGGCGGAAUGGACCAUCCCAUUUGUCCAGUGAUGCUGGGAGACGCCCGGCUAGCAUCAUCCAUCGCAGAGGACAUGUUGAAACGAGGAAUAUACGUGAUUGGCUUCAGCUACCCCGUGGUCCCCAAGGGCAAAGCGCGGAUCCGGGUGCAGAUUUCCGCUGCCCAUAGCGACGAGGAUAUUGACCGAUGUGUGGAAGCCUUUGUGGAGAUUGGGCGGAAACAUAAAGUAAUUUCCUGAAAGACACCUGAAGCCUUGCAGCCCAAAACGUUGGGAAACCAGCUCGUAUGUAACAUAAAGGAUGUCGGUGAUCGAGGGUUAACCAAAGAAAUAAACGUGCUGACCGUUAUUUUGCACAGUAAUGCUAAUUCAACUGAAGUUUGUGGGAUUUGGUUUAACUGUCACAGCCUGUUUUCUGAAGGAUGUCAGACUUGUAUGAAAACAAUAUUGCCUUAUCUUUGCUUUCAUAAAACCAAAAUAUUGCA